ACACUGAAACCAGCUCAACCAGUUUACCUUGGAGGAAGUUCCUGCUUUAAAAGCGUGCUCUCUCGCUAGCAGCAAUGAAAGCAAGACAUAUUUAUUUGUUAUUGCACCUUUUUGUCACAACCAGCGUACAUUCAUUUAAUCUAUGCAGCUACUUUUAUGAAAGCUGUGACUCAAACUGGAUAUCAUUCAAUGCAACAGCUCUCCAAAACGAUCUGGACACUAGACUUUUUGGGCAGCACAUAGCAGCACCCCUCAUCCUGAAAACUGUAAGUGGAUUGAUGGAAAACGAGGACCCCAAGAAGCCCCUGGUUCUGUCUCUGCACGGUCCGACAGGCACAGGAAAGAACUUUGUUACUGACCUUAUUGCAAGAAACAUCUAUUAUAAAGGAAUGCAAAGCAGCUUUGUUCAUCUUUUCAUCUCCUUAAAUCACUUCCCUGACUCAGGUGAAAUUGAGACAUACAAGUCACAGCUUAAGCAGUGGAUCCAAGACAAUGUCACCCAGUGUGAACGCUCAAUGUUUAUCUUUGAUGAGAUGGACAAGAUGCAUCCUGGCUUAAUUGAUGUCAUUCUUCCAUUUUUAAAUUGUUAGAACAAGAUAGAUGGGGUUUCUUAUCGGAAGGUCAUCUUCAUUUUCAUCAAUAAUGCUGGGGCAGAGAUAAUUACACAGACAGCUCUGGAGUUUUGGAAAAAAGGCCAAGAUCGAACAGAGAUCAAACUAAAAGAUGUGGAAAAAGAGGUUUCUGAAUCAGUGUUUAAAAACACCACAGGUGGUUUCUGGAAUUCACACCUGAUUGAAGUGAAGUUGAUGGACUACUUUGUCCCAUUUCUGCCUCUAGAGUAUGAGCACGUUGUCCAGUGUUUCAUGGCCCUGAUGCAAGCAAACGGACAGUCACAAAAACAGGAUGUGGCAGAGAGGAUAGCCAGAGAUGAGAUUUAUUUUCCCAAAUUUGAGCGAAUCUUUUCUCUAAAAGGCUGCAAAGGGUUACACAACAGGUUUUGUGAUGAUAUUUAAUGGGCACUUCUUCAGUCAGUGAAGCUCUGAGUAACUAAAAAGUAUAAUUUAUUUCAAAUAUAAACUGAAAGGACAUAAAAAUGUGGUGUUUCGUUGGGGUGUGCAGAUGCUGAGAAAACUCCACCUACUAGUUGAACCCCUCAAAUAAAAAACUUUUUCGGUUUUGAUAGUUGUGACUAAUUUACUUUAAAAGGGUAUAGGAGUUUGAGGAUAUUUGUAUUCAGAUAAAGUCAAAUUUCUGUUUUUAAAGCUCAGUGACAUGUGAUAUUGUGCAUGAACCUGGAGGUUUGAUGAUCUUUUGCCCCCAUCUCUUUUAUUGAUUAGGUCACAACUAAGUUUACUUUUUCUGGACACCUUUUCACUAUAACUGACACACUCUGCUUAUUUACACAUGCUUAUUUGUCGUUCUUGGUGUUUAUGAAUAAAUAAAUGAAUGCGUAAUGAAAUUUAAAACAAUACUUUGUAAAUACUGAGAUUAUCGCCAAACGUAGAAGAACCUUUGGAGUGUGACGUCACGGCAACCACAGCGUCUCCUGCGAUGACCCAGACGAGUCGCACAAAACAGAUAAUUUUUAAUGUUUGUACGUUUAUACAGAACAAUACAUGCUGGUAUUAAAUGAUCUAACACUGUUCACCCGAGGUUUAUGCUAAGAGAAAGAGAUAUCUGUUUAAUGUGCAGAAGCUGAAAAGUCAUUAUUGAAGUUAUUGUAAUGUCUCCACCAUAUUGUCAUUAUUAGUAGAUCAAAAAAAUAACAAACGUAUUAUAUCUUAAAACUUUUGGACAUAUCUGAUGUAGAAGCGGUCAAAAUAAAAAGCAAUUUUAUUUGUUGAAGCAUC
Molecule: messenger RNA, 1850 nt
Organism: Betta splendens (Siamese fighting fish)
Lineage: Eukaryota; Metazoa; Chordata; Actinopteri; Anabantiformes; Osphronemidae
Product: torsin-1A-like
Biological process (GO): protein localization to nucleus; nuclear membrane organization
Cellular component (GO): endoplasmic reticulum; endoplasmic reticulum lumen; nuclear envelope
Molecular function (GO): kinesin binding; ATP hydrolysis activity; ATP binding
Source: RefSeq, a predicted model, not a curated record